Molecule: messenger RNA, 2628 nt
Organism: Ochlerotatus camptorhynchus
Lineage: Eukaryota; Metazoa; Arthropoda; Insecta; Diptera; Culicidae
Gene: Reg-5
Product: Rhythmically expressed gene 5
Exons: 3
Coding region: 168-1106 (312 amino acids)
Source: RefSeq, a predicted model, not a curated record
GGAAAACAAGUGAGUGCGAAGAAAGCAAAAAAAAAACAUAAACAACAUUGCAAAGUGGGCCCGGAAAAUUGUUACGGUGGAAAAGAGAGUGAACGUUCUUAAUUGGAGCGUUUCGGAGGAAGUACGAGAAAGGAAGUGAUUGGUGAACCAACGAGAGCUAGGUGAAAAUGGCUCGUGGAAGAAGAAUGCCGCUUAUAUUGGCCCUGAUGGCGAUGACCCUGAUGCUGGCGUCGCAGUGUUCCGGUUCCGCAAUCCCCAUGUGGGAAUUCCUGAGUCGGGGUGAAAAGAUGUCACACCUGUACUCGAUGUUUGCCAAACAGGUGUCCAACUACUGCAAAGGUUCGCAGGACAUGCCGACUAACAUGUGCAAACGAAACCUCCUGAUGUACGGCAUCAACAAGCUGCAGGACAUGAACGAGUCGCACCUGGAUUCGAUGGACCCGUACCAGCGCGGUGCUCACGAUAUAAUUUGGGACGCCAUGAUGGACGGCCAUACCAAGAACGGCAAAAAGAAGAUCCCACAAACGACCAAGGCUCCGGUCCAGAUCGCCAGCGGCCAGUACGAACACAACCCGCUGUUUGAUGAUCCCAGUCCACAGCAGCAAUCCGGUGGCAGCAGCAACCGCAAGCAGGACUCCGGCAUUGACAAGUACGGAAUGGACUUCGACUACAGCAACGCUGCCACGGCUCAGGAUCUCCAAUACACCAAUCCCCAGAACUAUCUGCCUCUGACCGGCUCUGCUGCCAACUACGACCUGUACCAACGGUUCCAGGGAGCAGCCUCGACUCACUUCGACAAUCUGGCGCCAUACGAGCAGAACACCAACUACCUGACCGGUCCGAUGGUGGUUCGUCUGCGACCGGACGGAACUGCCGUCGAUGAGUCCCAGCAUAAGGUUCUACCGAAGGAUGACGACAUCAAAGAGAUGACCAUCGGCAAGGACAAGAUGCCAACCUUCCAGCAAAUCUACGACAGCCUUAAACAGCACGAAGAUGUCCACGAUCACCAUACGGCUGCUUCGGCGACGACGGAAACUGCCUCUCCACCGCCGUCGGCCACCAGCUUCGUAAAGUCCUACCGGACCGAGUACAGGCUGCAGAACUAGAAUUCAGCAGCAUCUGCAAAAAAAACCCCUUGAUUGUGAUUUUAAUUUAGUGUACUAACUACAUCUACCUUACUGUUAAACUGCUACUUACUAAUAACCGAGGAACUACACAGGACUCAUGGUCACUCCGGCGACGCAAAUAGGAAGACACUUGUAGCUGUCGAAGUCAUGCGCGACAUGCCAGGCGCAAUAUUUUAGCUGUUAAGAGUUAAGAGCGAAGACCGGAUACCCAGGUGGGAAACGGAACGGACCGGAAGUUUGAGGGCUGUGCCAAAGCUCGCCCUGGCCCGACUGGAGGGACACCAGGUAGGAUCUCUCGCAGCCCAAGCUUGCCGGAAGCGUUCGCCUUCGGGGUACCGCUGUCUACCCAAAAUCCAGAACGUAAAACAAACAUAUUCAUUAAAUCCUAAUAUAUUUAUAAAUCAUCGUCACCCAUUUUCAUUAUAUUAGUUUUGUUUUCUGUGCGCCAUUAAACACAAACCAAACUGGACUCGUUUUGGCCAUUAGCUAGUAGGGAAGCCGACUCAGAACACCCACGGACUGUAUGAGUCCCGGGCCGAUUCGGGGACACAUACAGUGCCGUGUGUUAGUGAUUCCGAUACUUCCCCAAAUCAAAAACAAAAUUCUCAAAAAACAAACAAACCUCGAAGCGCCCUUCGAAAUGUGAUGAAUAAGAAAACACUAGAAUACAAUGAAAAUAAGGUUGUUUAUCCCAUGUAACUAUUUUACAUUAAAUUAUUUGUUCUUCAGCUUUUUCCCAAAAUCUUACCCCCCCCCCCGUGUAUUUAUGAACGUAAUCUUAGAGGAAGAGACGGAAGUAUCAAGACACUACUAAUGUUAAACGAAAAAUCGAAGAACAAAGUUAGGAGAAAUUUUGUAUCAAAUUUUAGCGGUCAACGGAAGUGAAGCGUGAUGUUAGUCGUGCAGAAUCCACUCAUGCACACAUACACACACAAACGCAAGCAUAUAUGCAAACAAACGUACACAGUUUUAGAGACAACGGAAAUCAAAACAAAACGCGAAGAAAUUUGGUACGAAAUCCAGAGGUAUUCCAAAUUGUUUGGAGAGUUAAAGAAUUUAGUUUAGAGUUAGACGCGAUUAGACUGUAAGGCGGUUAGGUUAUGACGGCAAGAUUGGUUUCUCGCACGUUUUGUGCAAGGAUAAUUUGUACAUGCUUGCGCCCUUUUGAUGAGUCAGAACAAAUCUGACGAAGGGUAGGCAUUCCGUUUUGUAAAAAGCAAUCGAAUAACGACGGAACGAACCGACGAGCAAUGGAGUGUCAAUUGGUAGGAAUUUUGGUUUUUAUCCGAGAAAAAAAAAGCUCCUAGUUUGUAAGGAUACAUGAACAAAGCAAGCUACGGCUGAAAUCAGCUGAAACGAAGUAAGAACCAAGCAAAUGUGAUUUAAUGGAUAUACUUUCUUAGACGUGUAAGUUGAUAUAUUUUCCAGGUAUUUUUUUUGUGAAGAACAAUCUGUUGAAAUAUCAAAAUGAUGUAAAAUAAAUAAUAUAUUUGAAAAAUUA